GUAAAUCAACCAGGCAUUCUGUCAUUCACUAGUCCUUGGGCUUCAUGUUGGCGUCUUUAUUUUUAAUUUUCAAUUAAAAAAAAUAAAGCACACCCUGCAUAGCUGGCAGAAAGGAAAUUAAACCGAAUCUCUUAUACUUCUAGACUGCUAAUAUAAGAAUGCAAGGAAUCUGCACCACGGAUAAAUGAUACAUCUAGCAAAAUCCACCACACUGUGGAUAAUGGAUGUAGUGAACGCAUUUCGGCACUUUCCAAAAUGAAAGUCCUGCCGCCUCGGAAAGAUAAGUCCAGACGAUACGUCCAGAUCAUCUGAGGGGACCAGCUCUGACCACUGUUAGGAUUUAUUUUACAACUUUAUACUCAAAAAGAAUGUUGGGAAAGAUGGGAUUUAUAUACCACUCCAGCCACAACUGAAAGCGAAUGGGGAUUGAAUUGUUUUUCCUCCUUUUCCUAUUUCUUCAAAGAAGUAAGAAUGUACAAGGAAAUUGUGACCCAGGGAAUGCAGGGAGCUGUGAAGACUGUUUGCUUUCCGGACCACACUGUGGAUGGUGUUUUCAAGAGAAUUUCACUGACCUGUCUGAAGUUUAUAAAAGGUGUGACACUCCUGACAAGCUUAUUUCAAAUGGAUGCCCAUUGGAUUUGAUUGAAUUUCCUAUUUCUAAAGUAAUAAUUGAAAAAAAUAAGCACCUGAGUGAAGGUCUCCAAAAAAACAACUCAGAUGUUACACAGAUUUCUCCUCAAAAGCUAACUGUUUUUCUCCGACCAGGAAAUGAAGAAACAAUACAGAUCAAUGUUCGUCAGACUGAAGAUUAUCCGGUCGACCUGUACUAUCUCAUGGAUCUAUCAGCUUCCAUGAAUGAUGACCUGAAAACCAUCAAGGAACUGGGUUCUACCUUAUCAAAAGAAAUGUCUAAACUCACAAGUAACUUUCAGCUGGGAUUUGGGUCAUUUGUAGAAAAACCAGUUUCACCAUUCAUCAAUACUCUGGCAGAAGAAAUACAGAAUCCUUGCCGAAGUGUCCCACAUGACUGCUCACCAACAUUUGGAUACAAGCAUGUUCUGUCAUUGACCAGUGAUGCCGAGAGAUUCAAUGCUAUUGUGAAAGAACAGAAAAUCAGUGCAAAUAUAGACACUCCAGAGGGAGGCUUUGAUGCAAUUAUGCAGGCAGCUGUGUGUAAGGAAAAAAUUGGAUGGAGGAAUGAUUCAUUACAUCUGUUGGUGUUUGUGACUGAUGCUGAUUCCCACUUUGGGAUGGAUAGUAAGCUAGCAGGCAUCGUUAUUCCAAAUGAUGGAGAAUGCCAUUUGGAUGAUAAUAACGAAUACUCCAUGUCAACUGUUUUGGAAUAUCCAACUCUGGGACAAUUAAUAGACAAGAUAAUACAAAACAAUGUUUUAUUAAUUUUUGCAGUAACAAAGGAACAGGUUCAUUUGUAUGAGAAAUAUGCUGAUCUUAUUCCUGGAGCUACUGUUGGAGAACUCCAAAAAGAUUCUGGCAAUGUUCUGCAGUUGAUUAUUGAUGCAUAUAAGGCACUUCGGUCCGAAAUUGAACUAGAAGUGUUUGGAGACACAGAGGGACUAAACCUGGCUUUCACUGCCAUAUGCAACAACAACACUGCCAUUGCACAUGGGAAGAAAUGCUCUCACAUUAAAGUGGGAGAAGUGGUUACUUUUAACUUGACCAUAAGCCUAUCUGAUUGUGAGAAAAGUAGGACAGUCCUAAUAAAGCCCGUGGGUCUCAGUGAAGCUCUGGAAAUUGAUAUUCAGCCAGAGUGCAUCUGUACUUGUCAGAAGGGAGCAGAGGCGAAUAGCUCUAAGUGCAACAAUGGGAAUGGCUCUUUUGAGUGCGGAGUGUGCACUUGCAAACCUGGCUACGUGGGUCCUUUUUGUGAAUGUGAAGAAAAACAAUCACUGAGGACAGAUGCCUGCAGAAGUUCUCCUGAGCAGAAGUUUUGUAAUGGAAGAGGUGACUGCUAUUGUGGGCAGUGUGUUUGCCACCUGUCAGCUUAUGGAAAUAUUUAUGGGCCAAACUGUGAAUGCGACAAUUUCUCUUGUGUGAGAUUUAGAGGACUGCUGUGUGGAGGUAAUGGAGACUGCGACUGCAACAAGUGUAUCUGCCACAAUGGCUGGACAGGGGAGUACUGUAACUGCACCACAGCCAUUGACAGUUGUAUUUCUGAAGGUGGGAUAGUCUGCAGUGAGAGAGGUGAAUGCAUUUGUGGGAAAUGUGUGUGUACACAUCCUGGGGUUUCAGGAAACACAUGUGAAAAAUACCCUACCUACAGUGAUCCUUGCACUUCCAAAAGGAAUUGCGUGGAAUGUUAUUUAACAUCUAAUGAUCAGUCACAGGAAGACUGCACUGAAAUAUGUAAACUGGUUGAUGCCACUGUCAAUAGUGAAGAAGAGGCUGUGAAGGAUAAAUUUGUUCCUUGUUCGUUACAAGGAGAAAAUGACUCUGUUAUUACAUUUCUAAUGGCAACUGAUGAACAUGGGAAAGUAACAAUCCACAGCAUAAAGCAAAAAGAUUAUGCCCAGCUCCCCAAUAUUACAAUGAUUGCCCUGGGUGUCUUCAGCGCAGUAGUUGUUACUGGUGUUGUCAUCCUUUGUAUAUGGAAAAUGCUUAUUUCAUUUCAUGACCGCAAAGAAGUUGCUAAAUUUGAAGCAGAGAGAUCAAAGGCCAAAUGGCUAACAGGAACCAAUCCACUGUACAGAGGAUCAACAACAACAUUUAAAAAUAUAACAUACAAACAAAAAGAAAGGCAACCAGGAUCUGCUGCAGAUAUUUAUUAGAAGUCCAAAUAUUUAAGAACAAAUGUCAGUUUGGAAGAUAUUAGAAAACAACAUGAUUUGAAUGAAUGGAGCCUUGUUUACAUACUAUAGUGGUACAGUAAUUUUGAAUCAAAACAAUACAUGCUUUACAUGGGUGAGAGACUCUUGAAACAAUGGAUGAAUUGGAUCUAUAGAGGUAAUUUUGUUUGCCAAGCCCCUCAGUAUUUGAAGAUGUCAAUAAUACCAGUAGAAAGCAGCACAAGAGCAUGCAAGUAGCCUAGCAAGAAUACAUUUAUUGGUCAGACAGCUGUCAGCAGUCAAGCACUGAUAGUUAAUCUGAGUGGGACAUACCACAACCAAGCUGCAGUCUUAAAAUACACUUGCAAAUGUAACUUUAUCCAUGUUUACUUAGGGAAAAAAACCUCCACAGACUUCAACAGUACUGACUCCUAAUUGUGUGUACAAGUUCCUGAACACAGUGGUACUUUUUCUUGAACAAAUAUGCCAUGCAGCAUUUGCUGUUCUGAAAACAUCCAGUUGCAUUCUUCUAAAUGUAAUCCAUAAUUUGUCAGAUAGAAGCUAGACAAUUGAACAAUUUGUCAGCUUCGCUGUCCCACAUCAUAAUAUUAAAACUACUGAAUCUCAAAUUCUUUCCAUCCUGAAAUAUAAAAUAUGAAAUAUAUUUGCAAAUCUUGGUAAAAUUGUGUUAGAAAUUCUCCAAAAUGUAAUUCUCAACCAUCCCUAAAAGAAAGAAUCCCUCAUGCUUUAACAAUAAAAGGAAACCAGCUGAUUUCUAGCUAGAUUCCACUGGCAGGACAAGGGAGAGGGAUGGCAACAGAGGGAUAUUUUGGUGGUGGUGUUACUCCAGAGCGGUCUUUCACUAUAAGUUACUCAUACUUUGAAUGUAUUGUGUAUUUUAUAUAGACACUGGAUAUGUCUUAGUUGUUUUUACUGAAAUAGUUUUGACCCAAGGCUGGACCUUACAUAAGGCCAAAACAUGUUAUUACUCACUGGAGUUCUUCAGACAUUUUGUUGUUGUUUUGCUAUGUGUAAAUAUAUGUGUGAAUGGUGUGCAUUAAAUUUUUUAAAUUAAAUUGUAUUCCAACUUUUUAAAAAAAAUCUAAGAAAGCCAUUUAAAAUUAGUUUUCUUUGUCUUUAAUUUUUAAAAGAAAAAUAUAAUCAAAGUUACAGUAAUUAAGUAGUUUUUCACAUCCUUUGGCUUUAGAGCACAAGGGGUGUUCAAGGAUCAGCAGGUCAAACAUCCAUGCUGGUUAUUAUUUCUCAUUUACCUUAUUCGAUUUAAUUUGUCUUCUUUUUUCUCUUAUGUUUAAUAAACUGUAAAAAUCAGAACUUAGACCUGUUCAGAAUUGCA
Sceloporus undulatus (fence lizard) is the source of this 4137-nucleotide messenger RNA. RefSeq names its product integrin subunit beta 6 (gene ITGB6). The record is from RefSeq and is a predicted model, not a curated record. Gene Ontology annotation, cellular component: cell surface; focal adhesion; integrin alphav-beta6 complex. The transcript is spliced from 18 exons. Bases 420 to 2786 code for a protein of 788 amino acids. Lineage: Eukaryota; Metazoa; Chordata; Lepidosauria; Squamata; Phrynosomatidae. Gene Ontology annotation, biological process: cell migration; cell-matrix adhesion; cell adhesion mediated by integrin. Gene Ontology annotation, molecular function: integrin binding.